Messenger RNA from Helobdella robusta, 1501 nucleotides. RefSeq lists its product as hypothetical. Gene Ontology annotation, molecular function: phosphatidylinositol bisphosphate binding. The record is from RefSeq and is a predicted model, not a curated record. Lineage: Eukaryota; Metazoa; Annelida; Clitellata; Rhynchobdellida; Glossiphoniidae. The coding region runs from base 251 to 1216 and encodes 321 amino acids. Gene Ontology annotation, cellular component: membrane. The transcript is spliced from 11 exons.
UGUUUGUACCUACAUACAUGUGCCUGCAUAUAGCAGAGUACAACGAGACAAUGUAUGUAUGAGACUAUGUAACAGAUCUAUCGGGAUCUUUAUUGAGAAUUUUUGAGAACAUUAUUAAGUUUAAUUCCUUAAUCUUGUGUUUAAUUUUUGUAGAUGAAUUAAUAAAUCGUUUAAAUUCUUUUAAUUUACUGCAUUGUUUCUGGUUCAUUAAUUGGGACGAUCGUUAAAAUAUAUCGUGUCCUUCGACCAAAUGGAUGCAGAUGAUGCCAAAUAUGUUUGUGGAUUAACUCCACAGAGUUUAGAAAAGGCCAAAAAGGAAUUGAAUGAAGAUCCGAAACAGAGGAUAGGAGCCGUACAGACAUUGAGGAAGUGGAUCAAACAGCAGCCUCACCUCACGUGCAGAACUGACACGCAAUUCCUAUUGACAAUUCUUCGUCGGUCAAAGUUCAGUCAGCUGGUAGCCAGGGAACUCAUUGAAAACAUGCUGACCAUGAAGACAAAGUACCCGAACUUGAUGUCAAACCUGGACUUGAAGGAGCCUGCCUUCAGAACCAUGCUUGAUGCAGGUGUGAUCGUCUACUGUCCAAAGAAAGACCACGAAGGCAGAUCGCUUGUCAUCAUCCGACCAGGCAAAGUCCCUGACAUGGAUGAUCCAAAUUUCGGGCACCACGUGGAGGUGAGGAUGGGGCUCGCCAUCGGGGAGUUGAGGAGGCACCUGGAUGAGAAUAUCACCGUCAAUGGAAUCAUGCUGAUGUUCGAUUUUACUGGAGCAACUAUGAAACAGAUGACGAAACGAAAUUCUGAAGAACGUAAGAUACAUUCAAAAAUUUGGCAGGAUUGCACUCCGGAAAGAGUAAAGGCCUUCAUCUUCUAUAACCCCGGUCCUAUUUUGGAGUUCUUUCUAACGACUGUUAAGCAGUUCAUGAAGAAAAAGAAUCAAGAGAGGAUACAAAUACACGAAACCAUGGAGAGCUUAUACAAGGUGAUACCGAUGGAGUUCUGGCCGACAGAGUACCUUCCAGAUGACUACAACGGACCGUCUGCCGGAUCCGUCAGCGAGAUAACAGCUUAUUGGAAAAAAGUGAUCAGUGAGGAAUCGAAUCGAAAGUACGUGCUGGAAGCCAGUCAUGAAAAGUACAAAAUCGACGAGAAGAAGAUGCCAAAGAAACAGGAUGCCAUACCGCAGGAGUCCUUCAGGAAGCUAGCUAUCGAUUGAAUGAAUGAAUGCAUGAAUGAAUGAAUGACUGAAUGAAUGAAUGAAUGAAAAAGACGAUUGAGUGAAUGAAUGAAUAAAGAAAAAAUGACGGAAGAAGGAACGAGCGAAUAGAUGAAUGGAUAAACGAACGAACAAAUGGGCGAGUGAAUGAACGAAUGUAUGAACGGAUGAAUGAAAAAUGAAUUCAUGGAUGGAUGAAAAGAAUGCAUAGUUUAAUGCCCGAUACGUUAAGAUAAAACUCACAUUCGUUGAACAUCUUUUAUUAUUACGAAUUUAUAACCACUU